AGCGAGAGAGGCUGAGUGACACAGAGGCACACACACGCGAGAGAGAGAGAAAGAGAGAGAGAGAGGGAGAGAGAGCAACUGUGUGACAGAGGGAGAGAGGGAACGAGGCGAGCUGCUCAGAGUGAACGAACUAAGGAAGGAAUAAAGCAACACAUUUUUACAAGAGCAGGAAGAGGGAGGAUCGCAGACGAGGGACUCCUGCUCUCUGGACACCUGGGACUCUGUCACUGUGGCUUUUUUUUCCACUCCAUCCUCCAGCUGGAACCCGUGGAUUGUCCGUUCAUCCGAUUGGUGGAUCUGUUUUUUCGUUUCCUCAACAACAACAAAAAAGAACAAUUCUAUACGUGAAUCAUUUGUUAAGAAACUGGGAUCAUUUCUGCAGCCAGCCAGCUGCACUGACCAAUCAGAUCUUCACGGACUGAGAUUUGAGAUUUUUUUUCCGCCGCCUCUGCUUGUGCCUGCGAUUCUGCUCCGUGCACAAAGUGCAUCUGUCGGCAGCCGGUGCUGAGGAUAUCGCUCCCCUUCUGUCAAACAGGACGGCACGCAGCUCCUGCCGGAUCAGACUACACACACGAGAGAGAGAGAGAGAGAGAGAGAGAGAGUGUGUGUGUGUAUAUGUCAGGCAGCGAAAAGAAGAGAGUCACAUUCACAGUGUGCUCCAGGAAGAGAGAGAGCGAGAGAGUGAGAGAGAGAGAGAGGCAGAUUAAAGCUCCGGCAAAAAGACUGGAGUGAAAGAGCUUAAAUUGAGAAGUGAACAUCUCCCGCUUUCCUUGCCAUCCCUUUCUUCCUCCUCUUCCUUCUCCUCCUCCUCCUCCUCCUCCUUCUCCUCCUCCUUUUAUCCAAUCUUCCAACAUUUGCAGGACUGCCGGAGCUACUGCCACCUGCGCUGCUUCACGUCUCCUCCGUCCUCCUCCUUCUUCUCCUUCCUCCUCUACCUCACCCUCACUGUCCAGCACCACAGACGCCACCGCCGCUGCUGCUGCUCUCACUCCGCGCGCUUGUGGGAAAUAUUAUAAUUGAUCCAGCUGUAAGAGAGCAUCAGAGACACACACACACACACACACACACUCUGAGGCUCCGGACUGUUCAUCAGAAGCUCCCACCAGCCGCUGCUCCUGCUUCCCACGCUUCUCCUUGGAGGACUGGCCAGCUGGACUCACACUGGUGCGAAGAGUCAAGACAGGACUUGGACAUCUUUCCCCCUUUUGUCCCACUGCUUGCUACUUGGCAGCUCCCGGCCCCGUGUCACCAUUCCCUGCCUCAGUGCUAAGGAUUCCAGCUACAUGGGCAAGCGAUUGGAGCAGCAGCCAAUGUACCCUCAGUACACCUACUACUACCCCCACUAUCUCCAGACCAAGCAGCCCUAUGCUCCACCCCCUCAUCCAAUGGCUCCUCCCAGCCCGAGCACCAACAGCUGCAGCCAGGGAGGGGCGGAGCAGCUGAGUAAGACCAACCUUUAUAUCAGAGGCCUACCACCUGGGACCACCGACCAGGACCUCAUCAAACUCUGCCAACCGUAUGGAAAAAUAGUGUCAACCAAGGCCAUUCUGGACAAGAACACCAACCAGUGCAAAGGCUACGGCUUUGUGGAUUUUGACAGCCCAGCUGCAGCACAGAAGGCCGUGUCAUCUCUCAAAGCCACUGGAGUGCAAGCCCAAAUGGCCAAGCAACAAGAGCAGGACCCCACCAACCUGUACAUCUCCAACCUGCCCGUGUCUAUGGACGAGCAGGAGCUGGAGAACAUGCUGAAACCUCUGGGUCACGUCAUCUCCACCAGGAUACUGAGAGACGCCAACGGGGUCAGCAGAGGAGUCGGCUUCGCCAGGAUGGAGUCCACAGAGAAAUGUGAAGUAGUCAUACAGCAUUUCAACGGCAAAUACCUGAAAACUCCACCAGGCAUUCCAGCUCCUACAGAGCCUUUGCUGUGCAAGUUUGCAGACGGAGGCCAGAAGAAACGCCAGAGCCAGAGCAAGUACCCUCAGAACGGACGGCCGUGGCACAGAGAAGGCGAGACUGGCAUGGCGUUAACAUAUGAUCCCACUGCAAUGCAGAACGGAUUCUACACCUCGCCUUACAGCAUCGCCACCAACCGAAUGAUCGCACAGACCUCCAUCACGCCCUUCAUCGCUGCUUCCCCCGUUUCCACAUAUCAGGUCCAGAGUACGUCAUGGAUGCCUCAUCAACAAUAUGUUAUGCAACCAACAGGUGCAGUGAUCACGCCAGCCAUGGACCACACUAUGUCCAUGCAGCCAGCCAGUAUGAUGGGCCCUCUCACUCAGCAGAUGAACCAUCUGUCCCUGGGCACUACAGGAAGUUACAUGACUGCUGCAGCCGCCGCGGCGCCUAUGCAAGGGACCUACAUUCCCCAGUACACUGCUGUGCCUCCAACAGCCGUCUCUGUCGAGGGAGUGGUGACAGACGCCUCCCCCCAGUCUGUGGCUCCCUCAUCACAGGAGGUGACUGGUCAGCAGCAACAGAUGCAGGUGGACACUGCUGCGGACCACGUUUCUGCUUACUCCUACCAGUCCAAAUAGCAACGGCCUGAGCGAAUGUUCCUGUGACAGCGUUGCCUUGAGACAGAAGGUGGCUGCACUGUGAAUGUGAGGAGGGAAAAAAGAGAGAAUAGAAGGAGAUUGCUUCCAGAUUUGCGCAGGCACCAAAAAAAGAGACACUUUUUUCAUUUCCUACCUGGCCUACGAGAAAAGAAACAAAACACAGACACACACACAGACACACGGAGGGAAGAGGCAAGAAGGAAUGGAUGGAUGGAUAAAAAAAAUUGCAGGGCACAGUGCAACAAGGAGUGAAGUGGUUUAAGUCUGGGAACCUGCCUGAAGGACUGAGGUGAAGCUUGAAAAGUUUCUCACAGAAAAUCUUCUUCUACCGGUUUUAAAAAAAAAAGAGAGAUAAAAAAAAUGUUAAAAAGUUUUUAAAAAAAGACCAAAAAAAGGGGUUGAAUGUGCAGGUAGGUGAUGAAGUUUAUUUUGUAAUUGGAAAAAAAUAAGAAAAACAAAUGUGGGGAGUCAAGUUUGAGAUACACACAGAGAUUGUCUUCCUCAGAUAUUAAGCUACGUUUGUUUCUUCUUUUCACUCUCUUUUUUAUGUUCUAGUCUUCAAAUUUUAGUUUUCUAGAUAUAUUUGGUAAAAAAAAAAAGUUUUUCAUUUUCUUUUUUUCUUUCUUUUUAUCAAAUCUUCAUGGCCUUAAUUUGAAGGGCGCCAGAAACUUUUUAACAGAGUUAAACUCUGACAUCUGGUUAAUGUUGGGGUGAGAAAAAAAAUAAAAUGACAAAAACAAAAAAAAAAAAGAAAAAAAAGAAGAGAAAAAAAGAGAAGAAUCUAUCACAUAAGCUGUACAGAUUUAAUAGAGAAGAGCUUUUCUUUCUUUUCUUCAUUAGAAGAAAAAAAACUUUGAUAAUAAUUAUGUCAGAGGUAAUUAAUUAUGUGUCAGAAGAAAACAAAAAAAUGUCUGUUUGUUUGUUGGGAUGAAAAAGAAAAAGAAAACUGACUUUGGGAGCGGGGAGGGGGAGAAGACCAAGCUCUGAAGAGAUUUUUCACAAUGAGUUAAAAACAAAAUUAUGAAAA
This is a messenger RNA of Cynoglossus semilaevis (tongue sole), 3582 nucleotides long. It is a transcript of the gene rbms3, whose product is annotated as RNA binding motif, single stranded interacting protein. The transcript has 14 exons. Gene Ontology annotation, molecular function: RNA binding. Gene Ontology annotation, cellular component: ribonucleoprotein complex. Bases 1284 to 2534 code for a protein of 416 amino acids. NCBI's taxonomy places the organism in Eukaryota, Metazoa, Chordata, Actinopteri, Pleuronectiformes, Cynoglossidae. The record is from RefSeq and is a predicted model, not a curated record.